Anopheles nili is the source of this 550-nucleotide messenger RNA. RefSeq lists its product as uncharacterized. The transcript is spliced from 2 exons. The record is from RefSeq and is a predicted model, not a curated record. Lineage: Eukaryota; Metazoa; Arthropoda; Insecta; Diptera; Culicidae. Bases 1 to 540 code for a protein of 179 amino acids.
AUGAAUCAACAAAAGAUUCCAAUUCAUUCGGAACAGCAAUGUUCCGAAAUUUUUGGCGAACCAAUGCAAUUUCCUCUACAAAUUGGAAAUGAUACGUUCGUUGUCACGUAUCAAGACCAGCGAAUCAUCAUUGAUCGAAGGAAUUGGUUCUUGUCCCACAUUCUGCAGCCCACUAAAGCAAAUGACGAAAUGGAUUGGGAGCAAUCAUCAAUGUACAAUCAGCCAAACCAACCGGCAAUAAACCAUCAGCAAGUGAUUGCUCAGCUGUUGCUAGAACUGCAAGCCAGAAGUAAUACAACUGCAAGCCUACAACCUGUACAAGCUUCGGAAUUUAUGCAAGGGAAACGAUUCUGCUUUCACUAUGAUAAACAAACAGACACGCAGGACCUAUCAUAUUAUCAAAAAAGAGAACAGAAGCUAGUAAAACAUGUCCACUACUUCACAGAACCCCUUGUUAAAAACAUGGCCACUAAUACGGAUGCAGUUGUUCAGUUGAUGGCAGGAGAUGAAUUUUCUGAAAUAUCCAGCUAUUCAUUGUGAAAAAAAACAA